Hydatigera taeniaeformis is the source of this 384-nucleotide messenger RNA. Lineage: Eukaryota; Metazoa; Platyhelminthes; Cestoda; Cyclophyllidea; Taeniidae. The record is from the annotation of a GenBank genome assembly.
AUGGGCUCACGUCUCCUCACGCCUCAUGCUGGCUGCGAUGCGCUCGAUGCACUUGUGCGAGUCGUGCAACACGACGGAAAACUUUCGUCCACCACUGCCUGUGGGCAAACGUCAGGUGUUUUGCUCAUUCCAGUUGCAGUGAGGAGGGAUGAUGAUGAUGAUGAUGAUGCAGUCUCCUCCUCUCACCUCCUCCUCCCACCUCGACUCUCCUCGUCUCGUCUCGUCUCACUUGUCAUCCACGUCGUUGUGAUUGUCUCGUUGUCUCGCCUUCCCCUCAUCCCCUCACUCCUUCCCUUCUUCAUUCCUCCCUUUGCACCUACACCUCUACGCGAAACGCACACACCUUCACAAGCAGUACUUCACCACCCAACUCACGGUGAAUAA